AUGCCUGUGACUCGCUUGGAUUGGUCCACAGAGUCUACACUCUACUCAGCCAUGAGAGUGUUUUUGAAGGGGGUGGAUGUCUGCAUGGACAAGCAGUUUGCAACAAGGGAGAGGUUUACCAUACCAACUGUCGAAGAAAUCCUCGGCAAAGUCGCUGGCGCCCAGAUAUUCUCCCUGCUAGACGCCAAACAAGGCUUCUGGCAAGUACCACUGACAGAGGAAAGCCAGAAGUUUACUACCUUUAUUACACCAUUCGGGCGUUACUGCUUUAAACGCCUUCCAUUUGGCACCACAUCGGCACCAGAAAUAUAUCAACGCAUCAUGUGCGACCUUCUUACCGACAUAACAGGAGUUGUGGUGUACAUGGACAACGUACUGAUCAACGAUCGCACAACAGAAGAACACGAUGAAAGACUCCAGCGCGUUCUCGAAAUUGCGCAAAACGCUGGACAACGGCUGAACAAGGACAAAUGCAAAAUUGCCCAAACAAAGGUCGACUUCCUCGGCAUGAAGCUCGAUAAGGAUGGCAUCCAUGCCGACCCUGCAAAGAUAGCGGCGAUCAUCCAAAUGCCACUACCCACCACCAAAACCGAAGUCAAACGACUAAUGGGAAUGAUCAAUUGGCUCGCGCGGUUCAUUCCCCAUGUCUCCUCAGUCGCUGCACCAAUAAAUGACCUACUGAAGAGUGAUGUCCGCUGGGUGUGGGGAUCACCACAGCAGUCAGCUUUUCGCAGCAUUAAGACACUCCUCACAUCAGCUCCUUCACUCGCUUUCUGUGAUCCAAAUAAGCUGACCAUGGUUAGCGCUGAUACAAGAGAAUACGGACUGGGUGGAUGUAUUAUUCUGCAGCAACAAAAUGACAGGCAGUGGAAGCCAGUGGCGUACUGCUCAAGAAGCCUCACUCCAUCUGAACGACGCUACAUGCAGAUAGAGAAAGAGCUGUUGGCUUCGGUGUGGUCGUGCGAAAGGUUUUAUGUAUACCUUCGAGGCCUUCAAGUCACCAUACAGACUGACCUUAAACCGCUGGUUCCACUCAUCAACAUUAAGGAUCUGUGUGACGCUCCGCUGAUGUGUCAACGACUUCUUAUGCGUCUCAUGAAGUACCACUGCUCCGCAGAUCAUCGGUCACUGAAAGCGACAACCUUCCAGACGAAGUUGAAGCACAUGUCCAUAUGGUCACAAGUCACUGGCCAGUCUCCCAGGGGGAAUUUGGACGAGAUCAAGCGUGAAACUGCCCUCGAUGAAGUGCUGGUGCAAGUCGCAUCAUACAUUCGCAGUGGCUGGCCAAAAUACUCCCGCGACAUUGAAUCAACAACAGUGAAGCUCUACUGGGAGAACCAAGACAACCUCAGCUUCGUCCAGGGGAUCCUCGCCCAUGGCGACGGCAUCGUCAUCCCGGCAAAUAUGCGCCAAGAAAUGCUAUUGAGGAUUCAUGAAGGUCACCAGGGAAUACCAGAAUCUAGAGCCCGAGCUGUUCCAGCCGUUUGGUGGCCAGGUAUUGGGAGCGACAUUGCCCAGUACGUAGAGAAAUGCUCCUUCUGUCAGACCAAGCAGUCAGCACAGCGAGCGGAACCUCUAAUCUCGACUCCGCUUCCUGAACGACCUUGGCAACGUCUUGCCUGUGAUCUGGCAGAGGUCAAUGGGAGACACUACAUUGUCCUAGUUGACUACUCUUCGCGAUGGAUUGAGGUCCAUCAUCUCAAGACAACAACGCCGUGGGCCGUCAUUAACUUUUUGAAGGCCACUUUCGGCAUACCUGAGGUUAUCGUCACCGAUAAUGGGCCAAAGUUCCUGACCGAGUUCAACCAAUUUGCAAGUGAGUAUGACAUCCAACAUCUUACAUCUAGCCCCAACUGCCCUCAGGCGAAUGGAAUGGCCGAGAAUGCAGUCCACAUUGCUAAAUCAAUAUUCCGGCAGCCUGAUCCUCUGCGAGCAUUGCUGACCUACCGAUCCACACCAAUCUCAGGCCUCAACCUUAGAAGAAGGAGCGCUUCGUGCUCAACGUUCGAUUGCAAUGCACAUUGGCGCUUCGCCUUAUCGUUAUCCACAUAG
Molecule: messenger RNA, 2052 nt
Organism: Patiria miniata (bat star)
Lineage: Eukaryota; Metazoa; Echinodermata; Asteroidea; Valvatida; Asterinidae
Exons: 3
Coding region: 1-2052 (683 amino acids)
Biological process (GO): DNA integration
Molecular function (GO): nucleic acid binding
Source: RefSeq, a predicted model, not a curated record